AUGGCUUCUAAAACUCAAAUUGUAGCUCUUUUCCUUUGCUUCCUCACCUCCACCUCCACCUCCUCCGCCGCCUAUGGCCAUAAGCCCCGCCCUCGUCGACCCUGCAAAGAACUCGUGUUCUAUUUCCACGACAUACUUUACAAGGGUGAUAAUUACAACAAUGCCACUUCGGCCAUAGUUGGGUCCCCGGAAUGGGGCAACAAGACUGCGGUGGCACAACCAUUCAAUUUUGGUGACCUAGUUGUGUUUGAUGAUCCCAUUACCUUAGACAACAAUCUGCAUUCACCUCCAGUGGGUCGAGCACAAGGGAUGUACGUAUACGAUCAGAAAAGUAUAUACAGUGCAUGGCUAGCGUUCUCAUUUUUGUUCAAUUCUACUAAGCUUGUUGGAACCUUGAACUUUGCUGGGGCUGAUCCAUUGAUGAACAAGACAAGGGACAUAUCCGUCAUCGGUGGAACUGGCGACUUUUUCAUGGCUAGAGGGAUUGCCACUUUGAUGACCGAUGCUUUCGAAGGGGAUGUGUACUUCAGGCUUCGUGUUGAUAUUAAGUUGUAUGAAUGUUGGUAA
Fraxinus pennsylvanica is the source of this 567-nucleotide messenger RNA. Lineage: Eukaryota; Viridiplantae; Streptophyta; Magnoliopsida; Lamiales; Oleaceae. The record is from the annotation of a GenBank genome assembly.